AUCCUUCCGUAAAGUUCUAGCUUAUGGUAAAGAUAUGGUGGCACCAGCUUAUAUUGCUGUAAACCCUCAUAUUAGCAAAAUGUUUUGGUUCAACAGAGGGCCUGGCGUGGCUAAUUUCACAUUAUGGGAAGCUGGACUAGAUGGUAGCAGCCCUAAACGACUACACGGUAACAUAUCUCAGCCAUUAUGCAUUGCUAUUGACUACAAUACAAGCAUCAUAUAUUGGACACAGUUUAAUCAAGGCACAGGAAUGACGUCAUUAAAGAGUUUUGAUCGUAGAACUAAUCAAAUGAAAUCACCAUAUGACAAUGUGGCGAGGUAUAGUGUAGGCAUGGUGUUUAAGGACAAGUUUUUAUAUGCAGACCAUGACAUCGGAGCCAUAAAAGAAGUUCCCAUUAAUGGCAGAACUGUGACAGCUGCUAAAAUACUUAUUUAUGAAGACGAUUGGAUUCACAAUAUAAAAGCGUUUCAUGGGAGCAUGCAGAAAGGCAACAAUAGUUGUUCAGUAAACAACGGUGGUUGUUCUCAACUUUGUUUCGCCACCUCGCUGACUGAACAUAGAUGUGGUUGCGGUACACAUUUCACCUUGCUGGCUGACGGCAAAACAUGCACAGCCCCACAGCAGUUUAUAAUUUUCACAUCCGGCUCCUUAUUGAUCCGGCUUAUGUUCGAUUCGUCGAAACCGGAAGCAGUCUUGCCUAUAUUCAACGACGAAGCAGUCAGUCAGAUUGAUUACGAUUUCAUGCGCGGAUAUGUGUAUUGGUUGGUGGCAAAGAAAAAUGUCAUUGCCAAAAGUCAACAGCACGGUACGCUACACGAAGUUAUCCACUUGGUUAACGAAACAGAUGAAGACUUGUCUGCUGCUUACGACUUUUCUCUUGACCCGUUCAGUAAUUCUUUAUAUUGGACUGAUAGCUUACAAAACUCUAUAAAUUUUCUCCAGUUAACAACAAAGGCGAAUGGAACUGUGUAUAAAGACACUAAAAAGAUUGUGCAUCCGCGGAAAAUUGUUGUUUUCCCAGAAAUGGCGUUGAUGUUUUGGAAUGACGGAAACACUAACAGAAUUUUCAAAUCAACUCUGGCUGGAACGCAACCGGAAGCACUGAUUCAAUUGCAUAAAGACAGUGUGGUUCGAGAUUUAUCCCUAGACGUAAUACAAAAAAAUGUUUAUUGGUUAGACUCUGGUUUGAGAAGAAUAAGCAGCAUCUCGAUAUUUGGAGGGGAAGUCAGAAAUCAUGACUUACCAAAACAUGGAACUAACCCUGUUUCGAUGGGUAUUUUCUCGAAGUUUGUCUUCUGGGCAGAUAGCAGUACUAAGUUUAUACAUAAGGCCUGGAUUACUAAUGAUUCAUUCGAAGGUGAUACAGGCUUUCAUGGCACGUAUCCUCUCACCAUUGACAUGGUGGUUGUUAACAACAGUAGAAAACGCGAGAGUCAUCCGUGUUUUAUCAAUAAUGGCGGUUGCAGUCACGUGUGUUCCAUUCAUUACGUCAGUGGUAUAGAUAAUACGAAGCGAGAAGAAACCGCGUUGUGUGGUUGCCCGCUUCAUCAGGAAGCGAGAAACAAAACGUGUGUUCAGUCUGCUGCUUGUAAAGAAAAUGAGUUUUUUUGCGUAUUGGAUGGUAUAUGUCUCCCCGAGUCUAAAGUAUGUGAUAAAAAGUGCGAUUGUGGGGAUUGUCACGAUGAAAAAUCAUGCAGUUAUCCUACAGAUUGUUCUACUUCGCUUUAUAAAUGCGGACUAGGCUGCUUUUCUGAGGAACAGAAAUGCGAUAAAAAACAAGACUGUCCAGACAAUGAAGAUGAAAGUGAAGACCUCUGCGCACCAUGCGUGAAAGGACAUUUUCACUGCGGAGGGCAAAUGUGCAUUCCUCUUGAUAUGAAAUGUGAUGGCAAGCCGGAUUGUAGUGAUGGUGGGGAUGAGAAAAAUUGUCAAACAAACGCGACAACCCCGACCGGCUUUCCAAACCCACAACAGGGGUCGAAUAAGUCAAGGUUAAUGUCUGGUAUCAUAUCAGGAAUUGUUAUAUGUGUUAUCGUUAUUGUGUUCGUUAUUUUAUUGUACGUUAAACUACGUAAUUCAAAAAAGAAUGCGGCACGACAACAGGAGAACGGUGCGAUGUGGAGAAUAGAGGAGUUUGAAAACAAAGCCGGCUCCGUAACUAGUGACGACCCGGCGAAAAGUUCUGUGUCUACGUACAUAUCUGCAGUGUCGCACAAUACCGACCCGAUAUCAUAUUAUGAUCGAAAUAAUGUGACGGGUGCAUCAUCUUCUGUAGCGUCCGGAUAUACUCAUAUACCGUACAACCCUCCUCCUUCUCCGAUUGCCUUGUCUACGAUAACAGAAACAAACGAUCCUUAUGCUUCUGCUACGUGUGAACAAUGUAGAAAUUCUAUUCAAGAGACACCUAUGGAGGAGGUCCUGCAUGAUGCUCCUCCUCCUACGCUAGCUUCGACAGGAUUACUAGAAGAGGUCGAUUUAUAUUAUCCUAUACAACAAUCACAUAACUGGAAACCUCCGAAGACUGUAUGUGACAGUUGUGAGACUUCGCGUAGCCGGUCGCGUAAAAAACGGCGCUCCAAUCAUCGUCCGGAGCAUUCGUAUCGCAGCAGUCUUUCGAGAUACCCCAGUAACGCUCCGGAACUGGAGGCUUUGUAUCAAAGUCGUGAAACUAACAUGGACGACCCUUAUGAUCAAAAUUCUUUAUUCGUGGAUCGACAAAGACAUCUCCUCUUUGAUCCACCUCCUACACCCUGUACAUAUUUAUCGGACGAGGAGAGGCCGCCUUCGCCGACAGAGACCGAACAGAGUCUAGCAUUCAGUCCAAUGCACAGGGGUGAGUUGCGACCUCAUUACGCUCCUCCUCCGUCUCCAACUAGUCAGUUAUAACAAGUUUCUUUUUUCAACGUAUUCUUUUUUAUGCAUUGGUGAAAUUUAAAGAAUUUAUUUUUCUUAGAAAACUUUUGGUUAUUUAAUUUUGCGAUAACCAGUAGAUGUAUAUUUCUGAUGUUUUAUCAUUCUUUUAUCCUGAGGAAAGUGUUUACCAUUUUUGCCGUUCGUUAAUUCUAAAAGCUAUGCGAUUCGCUAUGCAAUACGGUAAUCGCGUAAGGUAUAAUAUGACGAACCAUCUGCUUGCGUGCUGUUCUCCUUUCAAACUUCCAUAUUGUAGACUUUGGCUACUACGGAUACUAACUAGGUUUUGGAGCUUUCAAUGUCGAGUACAGUCCAGUAACUUGAACUGUUUUUAUUGAACUUUUGCUAAUACUUUGCACCCCUGAUAACUUCAAAUAAAAGUGUACGAAAUGUUGUGCUAAUUUAACGAAUUUGGUCAAUUCCGGGAAAGUUAGUACCAUUGGGGUAGACAAAAUGUGUAAAAAUUAGUUCUUUUAAAAAAAUUAUUUACUUCAUAGAGACAAACUCCACUCCAGAAAAAGUGGGAGGGUCUUGCAAUUGUCAAGGUUUAUAUAACAAUGGUUGAAUUAGUCGUUAAGUCAAACUAUUUUUUCAUUUUCGCCAAAGUUCACGUUGUUGAAUGCCUCGAUCACCCGAACUAUUAUAACAGUGUAUACUGUAUUUGUUUUAGUUUUAGAGCCUAGAAAACGUGCAGCAUUUUAACUAAUUUUUUGUGAAUCGUAUUAAGGUUUGGAAUUGAUAACUAUUUAAGAAAUCUUAGAAGUAUGUAUAUGUUUGUGAAUAAUAGUUUUUAAUUUAAACAGCUUCAACUCCAAUCCCUACUUUUUUUAUGUGAUAAUUUCCAUGUGAAGGACUGGGCUUGAGGUUGUUUAAAGUCUUACACGCAGAAUAUGUCACAUGUAAAUAGGAUUUAUUUUGUAUUCGCGUUUUCUAAAGAAGAUUUAAUCGAUAAAACGAAAAAUAGACGAAUUCUAAUAAAA
Hydractinia symbiolongicarpus is the source of this 3891-nucleotide messenger RNA. Its product is annotated as low-density lipoprotein receptor-related protein 5-like. The record is from RefSeq and is a predicted model, not a curated record. Gene Ontology annotation, molecular function: protein binding. The transcript is spliced from 8 exons. The coding region runs from base 35 to 2887 and encodes 950 amino acids. Lineage: Eukaryota; Metazoa; Cnidaria; Hydrozoa; Anthoathecata; Hydractiniidae.